CCGUGCUCAAAUUGGGGGAUUUUCGGGUUAUAGCGUCAGCGGAGCGUGUCGGAUGAUGCGUAAGAAACGUUCGGGCGGCGGAAUGGACGCGACGGUCGACGAGCUGAGCGCGGCGUAUAAGGAGUUCGUGGCGGCUGCGGUGGCCGUGAUGGAAGCUCGCGAGCAGUCGGGCGGCCAGAAGACGGCAGCCACAGACGCGGCGCUUGAAGCCUUCAAGCAGCGAUGGGAGCUCUUCCGCGUCUCCUGCGACCACGCCGAGGAGCUCGUUGAGUCCAUCCGCCAGCGCAUCGGCUCCGAGUGUCUCGUCGACGAGGCCACGGGAUCUUCCUCUUCCGCCUCCGCGCCCGCAAGCGUCGCGCUGGCUGCCCCCGGCAUCAAGCCAAUCAGCGCCGUCCGCCUCGAGCAGAUGAGCAAGGCCGUCCGCUGGCUCGUUAUCGAGCUUCAGCACGGCGCCGGAGGGCCCUCAGCUGCCGGACCUGGCGGUGGCGUCUCAACCCCGGCUGCCGGCGCCGGAGGGCAGCAUGUGCACGGCGGGGUCGAAUCGCGCUUCCCCGAGGAUGGCACCCAGUAGGUACUGUUGUUGCUUAUUAAGUAGUAGUAUCAUGUUUCAAAAAAUAAGACAAGGAAUUUAUGUGAUAUGUGUGUUAACUGUUAAGUUUUGAGAUUGGAAACAUUACGGUUUGUUGUGCUCAGCAUAGUACCUGAUGCGUAAAGGUGCGAAAUAUGGGGAAAGAACCACCAAAUGAUUGGCAUUAUUAUUGCUAGCUUUUUUCCUUGGCUGGCUGAUAUUUUUU
Molecule: messenger RNA, 794 nt
Organism: Triticum aestivum (bread wheat)
Lineage: Eukaryota; Viridiplantae; Streptophyta; Magnoliopsida; Poales; Poaceae
Product: mediator of RNA polymerase II transcription subunit 32
Exons: 1
Coding region: 53-571 (172 amino acids)
Biological process (GO): root development; cold acclimation; leaf senescence
Cellular component (GO): mediator complex
Source: RefSeq, a predicted model, not a curated record